This is a messenger RNA of Iphiclides podalirius (scarce swallowtail), 1656 nucleotides long. NCBI's taxonomy places the organism in Eukaryota, Metazoa, Arthropoda, Insecta, Lepidoptera, Papilionidae. The record is from the annotation of a GenBank genome assembly.
AUGUCUGGCUAUUUGGAGGUGAAGUAUCCUUUUAAGUCAAACCUCGGACUGAAUCCUUUCAAAUCUUGGAAGAGACAGUGGUGUAUACUACGCCCAAGCGCAACUUGUGGUGGAGGAUCCCUGGCCGUGUACUGUAGCGAAGCGGGUGCUCCAGCCGGUACAGUUGAGCUUCCUUCUGGAUGUGUUGUAAAACGGGCGAAGUCUCGUACGCGACCGCACGCAUUCGCAGUGUUUUCUGUUGAUGAGCCGUGCAAACCUCGUGUGUUGCUUGCAGCGCCUUCUCUUAAUGACGCUCAGAUAUGGAUGGAUAAAAUCCGUAACAUAUUGAAUACUGACAAGUUAUUGGGGGACAGCCUGCUGAACGGCACGUACUCUGUGACGGUGCUCACCACCGAGCUGUCGAGGAAGUGCGGCCUGGGCGGCGUGGACUGCACGGUGUCGCUGUCGGGGGCGGGGCUGCUGGUGGCGAAGCCCCGGCUCGCGGCGCUCCUGCCCUGGGAGCAUCUGGCGGACGCGCGGCUCUCCGACGACGGCGGCGGCACUUGCGUGCUGGUCAUGGAUAGCGGUUUCAGGCACGGCGGCGGCGUGGUGGAGAUGAGCAGCCCUCAGGCGGGUGAGCUGGCGGCCGCCGUGCGUGGGGCGCUCCGCCCCGCGCCCACCAGCCCGCCCACGCCCACGCCCACCACUCCGCCCACGCCCACGCCCAGGAGCAAGUUCAGCCGCAGCGAGGGGGACUUGCGGCCGCGCGCGGGAGACGACGCCGAGGAAAUUCGUCGCACCAGCUGGUACAGUGGCCCCUCGGAAGUGUCCCUUGAUGACACAGACCUCAUCAUGUCCAAGGAGACGCGGAUGAUACCAGGUGGGCCGUUGGCUUUGAGGGCUCGUGCUUUGCUGCACUUGGCUCCCUUCGCUAACUGCCGAGAGAGCUCGGACCGGCGCUCAGUCGCGUCCGUGGCGUCGGCGGCGUCGGGCGUGUACGAGGAGAUCUCGGAGGAGGGGGGCGGCGCGCGCGAGGAGCCCACCUACGAGUCGGUGGCGGAGUGCGUGUACGCGACGGUGCGCCGCGGCCGGCGCGCGCCCCCGCCGCUGCCGCCGCGCCGCCCGCCCGUGGCGCGCCACGGCUCACUCGGCUCGCUGCCGCUGCCCAAGCCGCGCCAGCCCUUCAGCGUCUUCCGGAAGCGGCUGAAGAGCGACUCGCGCACCGCCGGCUCGCCGAAGUGCGACGCCGCCAAGGAGCCCAAGGACGUGGAGACGAAGAAGAAGCGCUUCGACUUCCCGCCCACGCGCGAUAUAUUCAAGAGCUUCAAGGUCGGCAGGCGGAUGAGGGGCCUGAAGAUCAGCAGCCUCGCGAAGGGCGAGGCGAAGAGCUGCGAGUUCCUGGACGAGGAGACGAGGCGCUCGGCCGACGCGCGCUGCUCCAAGUCGGCCGAGUGCCUGGACGGCGAGCUCGCCGAGCUCGGCGCGCUCGGCGCCGCGGACGAGCUCGGCGCGCUCGCGCUGCCCGCCGAGAUCGUCGAGCUCAUCCUGCGCGGCCAGGAGCGGCGCCAGCAGCCGGAGGGCGACUACGUGCCCAUGUCGCCCAUCGUGCCCCCGCCCCCCAUCGAGCACCACUACAUCGUCAUGUCCCCGAGGGCCCACGUCGCCUCCUCCACCCAC